Molecule: messenger RNA, 1518 nt
Organism: Naegleria fowleri
Lineage: Eukaryota; Heterolobosea; Eutetramitea; Acrasida; Naegleriidae
Exons: 1
Coding region: 1-1518 (505 amino acids)
Biological process (GO): conversion of seryl-tRNAsec to selenocys-tRNAsec; selenocysteine incorporation
Molecular function (GO): tRNA binding; O-phosphoseryl-tRNA(Sec) selenium transferase activity
Source: RefSeq, a predicted model, not a curated record
AUGAAUUUUGAAGAAUUUGGAGAAUUGGCUAGCCAACUCAUUCAAGCCAAUCAUGCUAAACAAGCUUUGCAGGCUCUGAACAAACAACAAAAGAUGUUUAAAACGUUAUUAUCUCAGCGUUUGCUUCCAAAGGAAGGCUAUUCCGAUCAACAAAUUGAAGCAUUGCUUUCUCUUUUUGCUUCAAUGGAUACAAAUAAUUAUGAAAAUCAUACCGGAAUUGGAGAGAGAGAAGGACGUGUAUUCAGCAAUUUAGUGAUGAAGAGACAUUUUCAUUUGAGCCAUGGAAUUGGAAGAUCAGGAGAAUUGACUUCCAAUCAACCAAAGGCAGCAGGAUCAAGCAUGAUUUUGCAAUUGACAAAUUAUUUAGUCAAUCACGCGUUGCAAAUUGCUGGAUGUAGAAAUGCCAAAAAGUCCAUUGUUGUGCCUAUGUGUACUGGAAUGACUUUGAGUUUGUGUCUUAGGACACUAGCAAAUGAUAUCAAACAACCUAACAAGAAGUUUGUCAUUUGGCCAAGAAUUGAUCAACAAUCAGUUCUAAAAUCGAUUGACACUGCUGGACUGGUUCCUCUCGUCAUUGAAAAUAUUGUUAACGAAGAUGGAUCUAUUGAAGCCGAUAUUCCAGCAAUUGAGAAGAAGAUUCAAGAAGUUGGAGUAGAAAAUAUUCUAUGUGUCCUCUCGACGACGAGUUGCUUUGCACCACGUGUUCCUGAUAAUGUUUUUGAAAUUGGAAAAAUCUGUCACAAAUAUCAAAUUGGCCACAUUGUUAACAAUGCCUAUGGCGUUCAAUCCAAAAUCAUUAUGGAGAAUAUUAACAAGACAAUUGCAAGUUCAAAAUCUACCAUUACAUGUUUUGUUCAAAGCACUGACAAGAAUUUUAUGGUACCUGUGGGAGGUGCUGUUGUUGCAAGUGGAGGUGAAUGUGAGGAAUUUGUGGAUAAGGUCUCAAAACUCUAUGCCGGUAGGGCAAACAUGUCACCCAUAUUGGAUUUAUUUAUGACUCUGCUCUCGAUGGGAGAACGCAGAUGGAAGGAGCUUCUCUCAGAGAGGGAGGAACUAUUCCAAUAUUUCAUUAGCAAGUUCAAAACUGAAGAGACAACACCGAGCGAAAAUUCGAAUGCCAUCCACUCAUCCUUAUCGGAAAAUUCCCAAUCUAGUGCCAUUCAUGUUCAUACCAAACAGUCACUGACUGUCAAUACCACUGCUCCCUCUCAACAACUCAUCACAGGAUCCAACUCACGAAAUCAAAUCUCAUUUGCACUUUCUCUUCACUUGAGUAAGGAACAAGCACUGAGGUUGGGUGGUAGACUUUUCUAUCGGAAUUGUACAGGACCGAGGGUCGUUCUCAAAGACACAACAAAGACUGUGGUUGGUAUUGAUUUUGUGGGUUAUGGUGCUCAUACCAAUGAAUACCCUCAUCACUACAUAACCUUGGCGUGUGCGAUUGGGAUUCAAAAGUGUGAAAUUGACUCCUUUUUCGAUAUAUUUAAUAAGGAGAUUGGCACCUUAACGACCAAAUAA